This is a messenger RNA of Paramuricea clavata, 720 nucleotides long. NCBI's taxonomy places the organism in Eukaryota, Metazoa, Cnidaria, Anthozoa, Malacalcyonacea, Plexauridae. The record is from the annotation of a GenBank genome assembly.
AUGGAUCAAUUCGCUGAUGCCAUCCGACUGUACUUUGACCAGAAAAGUGUUGCUGAAUACAAUUAUCUGAAGCUAUUGCAGCUUGGACAACCUGUUGCUAAAAUUCAGGCAAAGCACUCUGGUCAUGGUGCCAGUGCGGCCACCUCGGACGAAGCUGGUGGAUUGGACGCUGUUCUGUUUUUAUCAACAAAAGCAGAAGUAAUGCUCACUUGCAACGUGUGGGCUGAAGUUGGUCUCUGCAAUGGCUCAUUUGGCACUAUCGAGCAGAUUUGGUUUGCAGAGAAUAUGGGUCCACCAAACCUGCCAAUAGCAGUAUUGGUACACUUCCAUAGUUACUCUGGUCCUGCAUUCCUAGAUACAUGUUCUAAAUGUAUACCUGUGCCCCCCAAAGUGUUUGAAUGGAUGGAUGAUGGAAAGUACUUGUCAAGGCAACAAGUGCCAUUGCGGUUAAGGUAUGCAAUGACUAUUCAUAAGUCACAAGGACAGACACUAACAAAAGCUGUUGUUGAUUUAGGUAAAGGAGAGAAAGUUGCUGGAUGCACAUUUGUAGCUACAUCGCGGGUAAGAUCGAUUCAUGAUAUUGUGUUUGAAUCUAUGACAUUUGAUCGCCUGAAAGUAAUUGGUAGGAGUAAAAAUAUGCAAAAACGACUCAAAGCUGAAGAGCGACUUAAAGUGCUUGCGGAGAAAACUGUCCAAACAUAUAGUACAAGUUGGUCAUGA